Messenger RNA from Emericellopsis cladophorae, 1086 nucleotides. Its product is annotated as D-xylulose reductase A-like protein. Gene Ontology annotation, biological process: D-sorbitol catabolic process. NCBI's taxonomy places the organism in Eukaryota, Fungi, Ascomycota, Sordariomycetes, Hypocreales, Bionectriaceae. The record is from RefSeq and is a predicted model, not a curated record. The coding region runs from base 1 to 1086 and encodes 361 amino acids. Gene Ontology annotation, molecular function: zinc ion binding; L-iditol 2-dehydrogenase (NAD+) activity. The transcript has 2 exons.
AUGGCGGCUCCCAAGAAGGAUGAUCUCAGCAACCUCUCCUUCAUUCUCAACAAGCCCAACGAGGUGACCUUUUCCGACCGCCCCAAGCCCACCCUCUCCUCACCACACGAUGUGCUCGUCGCCGUCAACUACACCGGCAUCUGCGGCUCCGACAUCCACUACUACCUCCAUGGCGCCAUCGGGCAUUUUGUCGUCAAGGACCCCAUGGUCCUGGGGCACGAGUCGUCCGGUACCGUGAUUGAAGCGGGCGAGGGCGUGUCCAGCCUCAAGGUCGGUGACAGGGUCGCCAUUGAGCCCGGCUACCCAUGCAGGCGGUGCCACGACUGCCGCGCGGGACAGUACAACCUGUGCCCGGAGAUGGCCUUUGCUGCCACGCCACCCUACGACGGCACCCUGACCGGCAUCUGGUCCGCCCCCGCCGACUUCUGCUACAAGCUGCCCGACAACGUCAGCCUGCAAGAGGGUGCCCUCAUCGAGCCCCUCGCCGUCGCCGUCCACAUUGUGAAGCAGGCGAUUAUCACACCUGGCCAGUCCGUCGUCGUCAUGGGCGCCGGGCCCGUCGGCCUGCUAUGCGCUGCCGUGGCCAAGGCCUACGGCGCCUCCAAGGUUGUCAGCGUCGACAUUGUCCAGUCCAAGCUCGACUUUGCCAAGGACUUUGCCGCCACGCACACCUACUCGUCGCAGCGCGUCUCGCCCGAGGAGAACGCCAAGAACAUCCUUGAGCUCGUCGGCCUCCCGCGCGGCGUCGACGCCGUCAUUGACGCCUCGGGCGCGGAGCCCUCCAUUCAGACCUCGCUGCACACCGUCCGCAUGGGCGGCACCUACGUCCAGGGCGGCAUGGGUAAGCCGGACAUCAACUUUCCCAUCAUGGCCCUGUGCCUCAAGGAGGUCACUGCCAAGGGCUCCUUCCGCUACGGAGCUGGGGACUACCAGUUGGCCGUCGAGCUGGUCGCCACGGGCAAGGUGGACGUGAAGAAGCUUGUCACGGCAACAGUGGCUUUUGAAAAGGCGGAGGAGGCGUUUAAGAAGGUCAAGGAGGGCGAGGCCAUCAAGGUGCUCAUCGCUGGGCCCAACGAGAAGAUCUAA